AUGGAAGGAUCAACAAACCAGUUCUCACAGAUGAGUGGUGAAGCAGCUGAAGUUGAUCCAGACACUGGAGGAGAUGAGGAGCAGCACAACAGCAGGUCGGACUUGAGGAUCGUUCUACUGGGAAAAACUGGAGCUGGGAAAAGCAGUUUGUGCAACACCAUAUUUAAAGAAGAUUUGUUCCAGAUAAGCCACACUGCAAACUCUGAAACAACAAAAUGCCAGAGCGAAACCAAAUCUGUUAAAAAAAGAAGAAUCACUUUGAUCGACACUCCUGGUUUCUUUGACCCAGACAGAUCUGAGGAGGAGCUGAAGUCUGAGAUAGUGAGCUGUAUCACAGAGUGCGCUCCUGGGCCUCAUGUUUUUCUCAUUGUGCUCAAAGUGGAGAAAUUCUCAGAGCAAGAGAACCAGGUUAUCGAUAAAAUAAAAGAGUGUUUUACUGAGGAAGCUUUCAAACAUGCUGUAGUUGUCUUCACUCAUGGUGAACAGCUUCCUGAAGGAAUGAAGAUUGAGGAAUUUGUCCGUCAGAAUAGGAAUCUGAAUGAUCUGGUGCAGAAGUGCGGUGGUCGCUGCCACGUGGUUGAUAAUAAAUACUGGAAGAACAAAUGUUGGAGGAAAUAUAGAAACAACAAGCGCCAGGUGACACAGCUACUCAACACAAUAAAAGCGAUGGUGGACAAAGGAGAAUACUACACCAAUGACAUGCUACGAGUGGUGGAGAGAAAAAUACAAGAAGUGGUGAAGUCCAUCAGACAGUUAUUCGCAAACAAACCAUGGAAAGAAAUCAGAGAGAAGGCAAAGAGAAUUAUCUCAAAUCUUCUCAAGAAAAUAGUUGGUGUUACCACAGGAGUGCUGUUAGGGGCUUUGCUUGGUGUGCCAGCGAUGGUUUUAGCUGUUGCCGAAGCCUUGAUGGAGAUGAAAACAAUACCAGUGGAAGCAGUAGUGGCAGUAGCAGUAGCUCCAGUAGCUGGAGUUGGAUUAGGUGUAGCUGCAGGAGUCGCUGCAGCAGCAGGAGCAGUAGUAGGAGGUCGUAUUGGAUAUGAUGAAGCUGAUCAAGCAGACUCAGUUGGAGAGGCAGCAGAGAACACAGCUACUGCUGUCAUUGACAAAUUACUGAAUAACAGGCCAAAGCAAAGCGAGGAGAAAUGA
Molecule: messenger RNA, 1146 nt
Organism: Seriola dumerili (greater amberjack)
Lineage: Eukaryota; Metazoa; Chordata; Actinopteri; Carangiformes; Carangidae
Product: GTPase IMAP family member 7-like
Exons: 3
Coding region: 1-1146 (381 amino acids)
Molecular function (GO): GTP binding
Source: RefSeq, a predicted model, not a curated record